Molecule: messenger RNA, 687 nt
Organism: Ananas comosus (pineapple)
Lineage: Eukaryota; Viridiplantae; Streptophyta; Magnoliopsida; Poales; Bromeliaceae
Exons: 2
Coding region: 1-588 (195 amino acids)
Source: RefSeq, a predicted model, not a curated record
AUGGCGGCGGUGGUGGUCGUGGUGGUAGUGUGCUCCUUCUCCCCGUUCGGAUCGAUCGGGGGAUCAAUCCUCAGCCUCCCCUGCAAUCAGAUCCCCUCAUCCACCGACACCAACGAUUCCCCCUCCAGCGGCGGCGGUAAGGUUGAGGCGUUCCAGCGCCACGUCGCGGAGCUCCUCCUCGACCUCGCCGGGGAUGACGUCCUCUCGCUCUCGUGGACGCGGAAGCUCCUCGAUAUGUUCCUCAUUUUCUUGGAGGAGUUCCGCAUCCUCCUCUUCAACAGUGGCGCCGAGGCGACGCUGCCGCCGCCGCUGGAUCGGCUCCUCGCGGACUUCUUCGACUGUGCGGUGAAGGUGCUCGAUGUGUGCAACACUGUGCGUGACAGCGUGGACCAGAUCCGCCAGUGGCAGAAGCUCCUCGACAUCGUCCUUGUCGCCCUCACCACGGCGGCGUCGCCGGAAGCGGACCGGGGCCCGAUCGGCGAGGGCUCGAUCCGCCGCGCGCGCAAGGCGAGGGCACCGCGGCCGUUGUGGACGGUUCACCCGAAGGAUCGAAAAAAGAGAGAGAAAGAGAAGAGCCAGAGAGAGUGAGGUCGAAUAGAGAGAAGGAAAGAGAGAAAGAGAGGAUCUGGUGAGGGAAGACAGAGAAAUGGGUAGAGGGAAGAAGUUUGAAUAGAAAGAAAAGAGGAA